AUGGAUGAGCAGCACAUCACAAUGAGGUUUGCCCUCUUAGCCCUUGUUGGUGUGGCCCUCGGGGUCCACCACACCUUGGAUCAGAACCUUUUGAAGCCGCGCAAGGAAUACAUCUUCCGCUUCGAAGGAGAUGUCCACUCCGGCAUCCCUCUUCCCACCGAGAGCGAGAUCUCUCGCAUCGAAGCACUCGUUCACGUUCAAACACCUGACGAUCAUAACGCUCUACUGAAACUGAGAGAGAUCCGUUUUGCUACUGGAAAGGACGAGCGCAAGGAGAACUUCAAGAACAUCGAAGAUUUGCAGAUCCACGAGAUCACCAAGAAGCACAUGGAGCUUCUGGAACUGCCAGUGAAAUUCGGCUACAGAGACGGUAUGGUCUCCGAGCUGCAAUUCCACAGCAAUGAUGAGACGUGGUCCAAGAACGUGAAGCGCUCAAUCAUCAACAUGCUCCAGUUGAACCUGCACAAGAUGGGUCGCACCGAGGAGAUGAACAGGAUGGAGAGAUACGAGAACGUGCGCGAGAACGACAACGACUACUUCACUGCCACCGAGAGAACGAUCGAAGGUGAGUGUGAGGUAGCCUACACCAUUAUCAAGAAGGAGCACGUCACUGAAGUUACCAAGUCCGUCAACUUCAACAAGUGCACCAAGCGCCCGAUCACCAAGUACAACUUCCGCCACCAGACGGAGUGCCGUGACUGCAAAGAGACUGAUUUCUUCGAGCCGAACACCGUCUACACGUAUGAGCUCGAGAGAGACGGAAUCAAGAGCGUCGAGGUUCGCUCCGUCUACACCAUCACCGUUGAGAAUCAGCCAGUGAUGAAGACUGAGGUGCGCUCUCGAAUGAAUCUCGAGGAGACAAAGGAAAUCCAUCGCGAGUUUGAAUGGAGCAAUGGCAAAAAGGAGUCGCUCAUCUACUCCAACGAAAUGGAGCGAAACAUCGAACGAUUCUACAAGGAGGGAGACGAAGUCGAAGUCCGCCCUUACGAACAUGUUAAGGAUAAGUUCGAAGAAAUCCGUAAGCUUGUUGACGAGAUCAAAGAGAUGAAGGAGGAAACGCAGGAAACAACCCAUAUGCUUUCACGUCUAGUGUUCAUGCUCCGUAUGUGCACUGUCGAGGAGCUCAACAUGGUGCACAACAAGAUCUACAGGAACGUCGACAUCCGCAUGAAGAAGAUGAUCGAGCACUGCCUCUCGAUUGCUGGAACCAAAAAUACCAUCACUCAUCUGCUGCAUCACAUGCAAAAGGAGGAGAUCGAAACCUACAGAGUUGUGCACAUCCUGAAGUCCAUCCAGGAAACUCCCUUCCCAUCUCCUAGGAUCGUCGAAGAGCUCAUUCGCUUCGCCGAGACCGAAUUUGUCAGACGUUCACCUGUCAUUCGCCAGACUGUCUGGCUUACCAUCGGAUCCGUGAUGCGUGGCGUCGUCGGCGAAACCAAGGAAGAGCAUAUUGUGAAGGAGGAAAGGCGUGACCUCAAGCACAAAUACCUCCAGAUUAUCAUGAGGGAGUACGCAAAGGCCGAGACUAUCUACGAGAAGAUCCUCUACCUGAAGUCCCUGGCCAAUGCAGGAAUCGACCUCUCAGUCUAUGAGCUUGAGAAGAUCAUCCUGAACAAACACGAAGAGCUACCUGUCCGCAUGGAGGCAAUUGAUGCUCUCCGUCUCCUCAGAGAGUCGAUGCCACGAAAGAUUCAGUCGAUUCUUAUGCCCGUCUACAAGAGCCGUCACGAGCAUCCCGAGCUGAGAAUGGCUGCCCUGGUCCGCAUCAUGCACACUCUGCCGCGCCAGCCAGUCAUCGUCCAGAUCAUCUCCACGAUGGAGCGUGAGCCGAACCAUCAUGUUGCCGCCUUCACCUACGACCUCCUCAACUCCUUCGCCAAGUCGACUCACACUUGCUACAAGAAGCUUGCCCAGGAGAUUCGCCCACUUCUUAGCAUCACCCGCUACGUACGUGGAGAGCGCAUGCUCACCAGCACUUACAAGUACAUGCCAAUGUUCACUGAGGAUAUGCUGACCGGCAUCAACAUGGACUUCGCCACCAUCUUCGGAAAGAACUCGGUCUGGCCAAAGGAGCUGAUGAUGUCUCUCGACAGCGUCUUCAACGGAAUGUGGAACAAGUAUCUCUUCCAGCUGGGAUUCUCGCAGCAGAACAUUGAGAAACUCGUCGAAAAGAUCACUGACAAGCUCCAGAGAAUGGAAAGGGAAGAAUCUAACACCGUUGUUCGCGGACGCCGCAUUCGUGAAUCCCUGAACAUCCUGAAGGAGAUUGCCAAGAAGCUCAACAUCCGCCCACGUGUCACUGAUCACAGAACCCCCCAUGUCAUGCUCUACCUCCGCUACAAGGACAUGGACUAUGCCGUGCUUCCACUCGACGAGAAAAUGAUCGAGGAACUUGUGGAGAAAUACAUCAGAGAGGGAAGACUUGAGAGGAAGGAGCUUGACCGACUCUUCAACCGCGAACCUGAAUUCCACCUACACACAUUCACGUACCUCUAUGAGACGAUCAGGAGGGUCCCAACCACCCUUGGUCUUCCGCUCAUUUUCAAGUGCAAGUUGCCAACUGUCAUGUCCGCUGAAGGAGAAUUCACGCUGGAGAAGAUAACCGACGGACUCCGUGUUCGCAUGAACACUCAGCCAGCCCUUGCCUCCACUCAAGUGAGUGAGAUGAGAGUGUGGAACCCGCUCUACGAGCAAGGCGUUAAGAUUGUCCGCUCCGUCGAAGCUCGUCUCCCACUCGAUUUUGUCCUGGAAAUGACCUACAACAAGGAAUUCGAGCUCAAAUAUACCAUGAACAUCCCAACCGAAGAGAAGACUCUUCUACACGUGAUGACUCGUCCAGUCGUCUUCUUCCGCUUCCUCAGCGGCGAGAAGAACCACUUCCGUGAGGCUAGGCAGAGGACCGUGGUCAUUCCACAAUGGGAGAGGCUCCACAACGAAGAGGAGAAGGUCAUCGUGUUCUCUGGAAUGAAGGCCGUCCUUCGCGGAAACUGGCACAAGAACUGGAACAUGCGCAACGUACUUCUCGAAGAGUCCGACUGGGAGCUGGUAAUGGUUCCAACACGUGAUACUCCCAGAAAGAUCCGCUUCCACCUGAACACUGGAAGAAUCGAGAAGUUCCGCAUGGAGAGACCAGACUUCACCAACCUUUUCGACAAGGAGUUUGAGACCGAAACCACCGACUACGAGAGACUUGAGGAGCGCGAACGUCGCGAGACCUUCCACAGAAGAGUUCGUGACAUCGAGAGAGCCGAGGGAUACAGACACCGCAUGAACCUCAAGAUUGAAACUGUAGAAUCCCCAGUGCAGCACUACGGAGAGGUCGAAUUCGUGACUGUUUGCGACGAGGAGCUCCGUUACUGCAAGAUGACUGUUGAUGGCAAACGCUCUCCCAUGAAUGAGGAACGCCGUGAGUGGAGAUUCCACACUAAGAUGCAGCUUGUUCUCCCUCACCGUCCCAAGACUCUCAAGGAACUGAAGGAGCAGAUCCACCGCGAAGUUCAGGGACUCGUUGAGAUGAGAUGGGGAGCAGAAGAGAAGAACGAAAUGAAGAUUAAGAUUCAGUUGGAGCAGGACAAGGAGCAGAAGAGAUGGCUGAGACUGGCCGAGAGGGAGCACAAAGGACUCACUGCCUACGAUCUUCUUCUCAGGGCAUCUCGUCUCAACCAGCUGAAGACUGUCGUUGAGUACGAACUCACUCCAUUCUACAAGAACUUCUUCGAACGCGUCUACAACCUCUUCAGAGGAUACACCUUCUGGCACUACAAGAUGACAAGGACCAACAACGAACACAAUCGCAUCUUCCUCAAGAUCAAUGUUGAUCCAGUCAGCCGUGGCCUUAUCAACGUUCUUCUGGAAACCCCCAAGGAACGCAUGGAGCUGCGCGACUACGUUGUUCCCCAACUCUACCUGCCCACAAUUGCUAAGAGAACACUCCGUGACAUCCGUGACGAGAUGGUAAAGGAACGCAUGUGUGAAGUGAAGAGCACUAAGGUCAGGACCUUCGACGACGUCAUCUUCCGCGCACCGCUCACCAACUGCUACUCGGUGAUCGCCAAGGACUGCACCGAGGAGCCUCGCUUCGUAGUGAUGCUCAAGAAGAUCAGGAAGGACUCUGACGAGAAGAAGCUGAAGAUCAUCAAUGAGCGCGAAGAAGUCAUCACUGUCGAAAUGGUUGAUGAGAAGCUGAAGGUUGAAGUCAACAACAAGAAGAUCAACAGAGAGGAACUUGAAAGAUACAACAUUGAAAUGAUGGAGGAAGACAUGGUCCGUGUGAAACUCGAGGACGUCGAAGUCCGCUUCGACGGAUACACCGCCAAGGUCUACAUGGGCAAACGUAUGAUUGAGAGACAGUGCGGCCUCUGCGGACACUACGAUGAGGAGAAGGAUAACGAGUUCCUCAACCCGAAGAAGGAGUACACCGAGGACAUUAUGGAGUUCCACAAGUCGUAUCUCCUGAACGACGAGUGCGAAAUUGAGAAAGAUUUCAUCAACGAGAAGAAACACUACAAAGUUGAGGAAGAGUAUGAGCGAAAAGACGACUUCUUCUUCGACAUCUUUGAGGAGGAAGAAGACAACCGAAAGAACAGGAGAGAGAAGGAGGAAGAGAUGCUUGAAAGGACCCAUGUGAUGGAGUUCUCCCACCGCGUAUGCUUCUCACUUGAGCCCGUCCGUGUAUGCCGCAAGAACGAGGAAAUGGACGAGGUAGUUGACAAGAAGGUCCGCUUCACCUGCUUGCCGCGCACAUCUCAUGAAGCCCGCGAACUCCUCCACAAGGCACAAUGUCUUGACCGGCGGAUGAAGCGCAGUUGGUGGGAGAUUCCUCCACCACUGGGAAGUGGUGGGGUGUUCCAAACCAUACUAGAGCCAGCCAAACUAUUCCAUACCUCGGUGGCAGAAAAAUUGGCACCAGACUUGUCUGAGAGGACAAAAUAUCUGAUACUUGAUAUAUCAGAUAACCUCCGCGAGUCCUUGUAUUGGCUAGGCCCGCAAUUGCAAACUUCAAACAAUUUUGAGAUGGAAUGA
Necator americanus (New World hookworm) is the source of this 5022-nucleotide messenger RNA. RefSeq lists its product as uncharacterized. The transcript has 7 exons. Bases 1 to 5022 code for a protein of 1673 amino acids. Gene Ontology annotation, biological process: lipid transport. The record is from RefSeq and is a predicted model, not a curated record. Gene Ontology annotation, molecular function: lipid carrier activity. NCBI's taxonomy places the organism in Eukaryota, Metazoa, Nematoda, Chromadorea, Rhabditida, Ancylostomatidae.